AUGUCUUGUUCUGCUGCGUCCAUAUACACUCACUAUGGCCAAGAUCCAAACAACCAUCCAGACCAAAAAGAAAUAAAUUCCAUUGUUAGCAAAGUGCACACAGACCCUUUAAGCCGUCUGGUAUUGGGUAGAGAUGGCGUUCUGCGCUCCCUCAAUCUAGAAAAUGAAGUUAUCGAUGCUGUUGGACUACCGCCCCGGCUGAUUAAAGCGUUUAUGGAUCGUUUUCCAUACAACGAGGAACUCGAAGCCCGAUUUCACAAUUCCGAUGGAACCUCGGUACCUCAAGAGCAGUGGUGGGCACCAAAUCCAUCGAUACUACCACAGGCGUACACAGCUGAACAGAAGGAAGAGGCUAGGAGAGAGUAUGAAGAAAAGAAGGAUAUCAUCGAAGAGAUGAAGGAGAAGAGGAAGAAUGGGGAAAUUAAAGGAUGUGGUGUUGUGAUUCGGUCAAAUUAUAGGAUUUGA
Talaromyces marneffei is the source of this 465-nucleotide messenger RNA. RefSeq lists its product as uncharacterized. The record is from RefSeq and is a predicted model, not a curated record. The transcript has a single exon. The coding region runs from base 1 to 465 and encodes 154 amino acids. NCBI's taxonomy places the organism in Eukaryota, Fungi, Ascomycota, Eurotiomycetes, Eurotiales, Trichocomaceae.